Mercurialis annua (annual mercury) is the source of this 1519-nucleotide messenger RNA. Its product is annotated as lysine histidine transporter-like 6. The transcript has 8 exons. NCBI's taxonomy places the organism in Eukaryota, Viridiplantae, Streptophyta, Magnoliopsida, Malpighiales, Euphorbiaceae. Gene Ontology annotation, cellular component: plasma membrane. Bases 86 to 1393 code for a protein of 435 amino acids. The record is from RefSeq and is a predicted model, not a curated record.
ACACAUUGAUCAUUUAUGAUCUUUUUAAGUCUCUAAAUUGAAGGAGUUUUUGUUUCAUUUCUUUGUUUGAGGUGGAGUUAGAAAUAUGGUUUCGACUUCUCCUUCUAAGGAAGAUCAGUCCGUUGAGAAAUGGACGGCCGGAGAUCCUGGCCGGCGAGCAAAAUGGUGGUACUCAACUUUCCACUGUGUCACCGCCAUGAUAGGUGCCGGUGUUCUCAGUUUGCCAUAUGCCAUGGCCUACUUAGGCUGGGGUCCAGGAAUACUGGUUCUAACAGUAUCAUGGUGCAUGACAUUAAACACAAUGUGGCAAAUGAUACAGUUGCACGAAUGUGUUCCCGGUACUCGUUUCGACCGAUAUCUCGACCUAGGUCGAUACGCUUUCGGUCCAAAAUACGGGGCAUGGAUAGUUCUACCACAGCAAUUGAUUGUUCAAGUUGGGUGCGAUAUUGUGUACAUGGUCACCGGAGGAAAAUGUUUGAAGAAAUUCAUGGAAAUGGCUUGCACUAAUUGCACUCCUAUCAGACAGUCUUACUGGAUUUUAAUGUUCGGUGGAAUUCAUUUCUUCUUGUCUCAGCUUCCCAAUUUCAACUCUGUUGCUGCUGUUUCUUUAGCUGCUGCAGUCAUGUCACUCAGCUAUUCGACUAUAGCAUGGGCAGGCAGCUUGGCACAUGGUCGGAUUGACAACGUGAGCUAUGCGUAUAAGCAGACGAGUCCGACAGACUACAUGUUUCGAGUAUUCAACGCAUUAGGACAAAUAUCGUUUGCAUUCGCAGGGCAUGCAGUUGUGCUUGAAAUUCAAGCCACAUUACCAUCAACUCCUGAGAAGCCUUCAAGAAUUCCGAUGUGGAAAGGGGCAUUGGGGUCUUAUUUCAUCAAUGCAAUUUGCUAUUUUCCAGUAGCUCUGAUAGGCUACUGGGCAUUCGGACAAGAUGUUGACGACAAUGUGCUUAUGACACUCGAAAGACCCGAAUGGCUCAUUGCUUCUGCUAAUUUAAUGGUCGUUAUUCAUGUCAUCGGUAGCUACCAGGUCUUUGCUAUGCCGGUUUUUGCAAUGCUGGAGAAUUUGAUGAUUAAAAGAUUCAACUUCCCACCUGGACUGGUGCUUAGACUCGUAGCUCGUUCCGCCUAUGUCGCAUUUACUCUAUUCGUCGGAGUGACCUUCCCAUUUUUCGGAGACCUACUUGGUUUCUUCGGUGGAUUUGGUUUUGCUCCCACAUCAUAUUUUCUACCAAGCGUAAUGUGGCUGAUAAUCAAGAAACCUGCCAGAUACAGUCUCAAAUGGUUUAUCAACUGGGCUUCGAUAUUUAUUGGAACGUUCAUAAUGCUGGCAUCUACAAUUGGUGGGUUCAGGAAUAUAGUAGCUGAUGCCUCCUCAUAUAGGUUCUACACAUGAUCAAAUUAAGGCUAAUGCCUUCUUGUAUUUUAAUUAGUAUUAAGCAAUCAAAUGUUUGACAGCAGAAACAGAAUUAAAGAGAUCGUAAAGAUUUUCUUAUUAAAUUAGAUGCAAUUGUUCAACUAA